This is a messenger RNA of Mesitornis unicolor (brown roatelo), 1095 nucleotides long. It is a transcript of the gene SNAPC1, whose product is annotated as small nuclear RNA activating complex, polypeptide 1, 43kDa. Gene Ontology annotation, biological process: snRNA transcription by RNA polymerase III; snRNA transcription by RNA polymerase II. NCBI's taxonomy places the organism in Eukaryota, Metazoa, Chordata, Aves, Mesitornithiformes, Mesitornithidae. Gene Ontology annotation, cellular component: snRNA-activating protein complex. The transcript is spliced from 10 exons. Gene Ontology annotation, molecular function: sequence-specific DNA binding. The record is from RefSeq and is a predicted model, not a curated record. The coding region runs from base 1 to 1095 and encodes 364 amino acids.
AUGAGCUCGGUGCCGGGGCUGCAGGUGGAUUGCGAGGAGCUGCUCGGCGCCUUCCAGGAGGCCGACACCGUCCGCUUCGAGCGCUUCGCCGAGCUGUGGCGGGGGGGCCGCUUCAUUUUUGUUUACUUUAGUGGUAGAAUAAGAGCUUUGGAGAGAAAUAAGCUCACAAAGGAGACUCUGGAACUGGCACAGCAGUACUUCUUGCCCCCAUAUGCUUUCCAGAUUCGAGUUGGUGCUCUGUACCUUUUGUACGGGCUCUAUAAUACUCAGCUUUGUCAGCCAAAACAAAAGAUCAGAAUCGCGCUCAAGGAUUGGGCUGAAAUCCAGAGAUUUCAACAGGAUCUGAUAGACUCACAACAUUAUGAUGCAGCAUACAUCUUUAGGACGUUGCGACUUGCCAGAGCGUUCCAUUUCACAGCAAUGCCUAAGCUACUAAACUACAGAACUAAGAAGAAGAGUGAGGAGAAUGAAUUUAAAGAAGAAUUUAAGGACCCAAGUAACAGAGUAAACAGCCUCAUCACUAAUGAUGUAUUGGAGGAACUGAUGAAUAUUCAUGACCAUUAUCAGAAAAUGAAAUGUGUCAUUUCAGCUGACAAAUCCCAGCCAGACAAGGCCCUGAGCUUGAUAAAAGAUGAAUUUGUAGUUAAUCUUAAAGAUAUAACCUUGGAACAUCAGGAAUGGCAGCGGAACAGAAUGAAAUUAUUCCUAAAUGCUAAAGAAACUGAUGAAACAUCAAACAAAAAGGGAGAAGAGACUUUGCUGGAAUCAGAGGGUUCUGAAAGAGCAAAUGCAUUGGCUAAAAUCAAAUACAGGUCUUACUCUGCAGUUGUUGAGGCUUCCAAAUCCAGAAGACAUCGCCAAGUAAAAUUAGAAUCUUCUGAAUCAGGAUCGAAUUAUGGGAAAUCUCCAAGCCGAAGUAAAAAAAACAGUAGGCGACCACAGCCAGAGAGGAGAAGAGAUUCUUUGGAAAUCAAAGGUGAAAUGCGAGGGGCAAAGGAAACUGUUACUCAGCAUAUUGGGAUGCCUGUAAUCACAGAAGAAGAGAACUCAGAUGAAGAAGAAGUAUCUCUCCCCAAGAAGAAAAGAAGAUGUUAG